Equus quagga is the source of this 2847-nucleotide messenger RNA. It is a transcript of the gene AS3MT, whose product is annotated as arsenite methyltransferase. Gene Ontology annotation, biological process: toxin metabolic process; arsonoacetate metabolic process. The transcript has 11 exons. The coding region runs from base 90 to 1217 and encodes 375 amino acids. Gene Ontology annotation, cellular component: cytosol. The record is from RefSeq and is a predicted model, not a curated record. Lineage: Eukaryota; Metazoa; Chordata; Mammalia; Perissodactyla; Equidae. Gene Ontology annotation, molecular function: arsenite methyltransferase activity.
GCCUGCCCUGGGGCGGGGCCUCGGGCGCGCUCGGCCUCGGGAGCAGGCUGCGGGGUGCCCAAGUCCUGGAGUCCCGAGAUCGAGGAGACAUGGCCGCCCCCCGCGACGCCGAGGUCUGGAAGGACGUGCAGACCUACUAUGGGCAGGUGCUGAAGAAAGCAGCGGACCUCCAGACCAAUGCCUGUGUCACCUCAACCAGGCCGGUCCCCAAGCACAUCCAGGAAGCCCUGCAGAAUGUACAGGAGGAAGUAGCCUUGAGGUAUUAUGGCUGUGGUCUGGUCAUCCCCGAGUGUUUGGAAAACUGCUGGAUUUUGGACCUUGGUAGUGGAAGUGGCAGAGAUUGCUAUGCACUUAGUCAGCUGGUUGGCAAGAAGGGACAUGUCACUGGAAUAGACAUGACAGAAGGUCAGGUAGAAGUGGCCAAAAAGUAUAUUGGAUAUCACAUGGAAAAAUAUGGCUUCCAGGUGCCCAAUGUGACUUUUAUUCAUGGCUACAUAGAGAAGUUGGGAGAGGCUGGAAUCAAGAAUGAGAGUUACGAUAUCAUUAUAUCAAAUUGUGUCAUUAACCUCGUGCCUGAUAAACAAGAAGUGCUGAAGGAGGUAUACCGAGUGCUAAAGCAUGGUGGAGAGCUAUAUUUCAGUGACGUCUAUGCUAGCCUUGAAUUGCCAGAAGAAAUCAGGACGCACAAAGUUUUAUGGGGUGAGUGUCUGGGUGGUGCUUUGUACUGGAAGGACCUUGCCAUCCUUGCCCAAAAAAUUGGGUUCUGCCCACCACGUUUGGUCACUGCCAGUCUCAUUACAGUUCAAAACAAGGAAGUAGAAAGAGUGAUCGGUAACUGUCGUUUUGUUUCUGCAACAUUUCGCCUCUUCAAACUCCUUAAGACAGAACCCGCCAAACGAUGCCAAGUUAUUUAUAAUGGAGGAAUCACAGGACACAAAAAAGAACUAAUAUUUGAUGCAAAUUUCACAUUUAAGGAAGGCGAAAUUGUUGAAGUGGAUGAAGAAACAGCAGCUAUCUUGAAGAAUUCACGAUUUGCUCAAGAUUUUCUCAUCACACCAAUUGGAGAGAAGUUGCCAACAUGUGGAGGUUGUUCUGCUUUAGAAUCAAAGGAUGUAAUCACAGAUCCGUUCAAGCUUGCAGAAGAGUCUGACAAUAUGAAGUCCAGAUGUCCCCCUGAUGUUGCUAGUGGCUGCUGUGGCACGAAGAAAAGCUGCUAAAACUACAGCUCACCAGAAGACAGUGGGCAGGAGGCGAAGGAAUGAGUUACAUAUGUCUUUUAACCUGCUCUUCCCCACAGCGCAACCACAGGAGAGAAUACAUAGAAUUCUAUUCUAGGUCAUUUAUAAAAAUAAAUGAAUCAUUUUUAGAAGGUAUGAAUUAAAAGUUCACAACAAAUCACCUAAAGACUAGUUAAGCUGUUUUUCUCUAGCCUAAAUUCAAAGUUCUGGUGCCACCUACUGGUCCGAAGUGGAACUGAGACGUGAUCUUAAGGCUUGGCCAGUGGGCGAGAAAGCUUUCAGAAAUAACAGUUGACAGAGGGUCUCAGGAAAAACGUCUUUCUUCCGACCUGCAUAGCACCUUUUGGACUUUUCACCAUAUUUUCUCAUUAAACCAGACUCCUACUGACAUCAUGCUAGUCGUGCCAAAAGAUUGCCAAAUCAAAUUUGGUAGGAGUGCUCUUGAGAUAGCUGGUCUUUUAAAUCACUUUUUUUUAAAAAAAAUUUGCAAUUAAAUGAAGAAAACAAAUGAAUAAUUUCUUUAACCUCAGUUCACCCUCAUGUAUGACAACAUAGUGACUAUCUGUGGUAAAUCCUAACUGGAUCAGGAAAAGAGUUUGCUAAUUAUCGAAAGAAGAGCUAGGAGGUGUAAAAAAGGUGGCUUUUCUUUAACAGGUGCCCUGGUUAAACUUUCAGGAAACUAUUAGACUGAGUUCUAGUUUCCAUAGUUAAAGAAGAAGAUUGAGGAAUAUUUCAAGGAUGAUUCCAUCAUUAGAAAUUGAGAAUGUUAAGGAAAGUUUCAAGGAUGAGUAAAUAAGUUGAAGACUUUGUUGGGGGACCCAGAAAUGUAUGUGUCAUAUAUAAGUCAACGUCCUUGUCAUCAGGAGCUGAGAGUUCAGUUUGUGAAUAACAGCCUUUACGCAAUGAAGAGUUUUAAUAUGAAAAUCUCAGCCAGUUGCUCUGAGCUCAAAAAGAACCAGGGGGGAGCUAGCAUGGCCCAAGAGAUUUUUUAUUAAGGGGUAUGAGAACUUUUAGGCCUUGUAAAACAUUGGAAUGGAAUCUGCAGGACAGACCCCUCUUUUAAUACAGCUGUUAAAAAUGCAGAAAUCCUCAGAUUUUUGAGUGGGUUCAGACUUACUGACUGAGGAGAAGACUAGGUGGCAUCUUUUAAGCCCUGUUCAUCUCAGUGACCUUGACUCUAAACAGUGCUUUCUUGGUUCUAGAGUUCAGUAUCUACCCAGUCUUUACCUACUUUAGUGACAGCAUUCGUUAGAAUGGUACAGCUGGGAUUAAGCGUACUUCGGUAUCCAUGAGCAUAAGGUGGUCCUGCUAGAGGGGAAAUGAUGAAAAGAGAGGGUGUUCUGGUUAUUUGGUUUAUUAGGCUUUUCUGAAUUUAGAGGGAGGAGGUAUUAGUGUUUCAUUUGUCAUUCUGAACUCUCAGUUCUCCCAAAAAGAUGUUGAGUGAUGAGAUUGAGCUGGAAUAGGGAAAUUGACAGUGUUCUUUUCCUAAGAAUAACAUACUUUAUACAUUAUUUUCCAAGAAAAAUAUACAUUUUAAGAAUUGUAUUUGACCUAGAAUUUAGAAAAAAUAUGUAUUGAAUAACGUAAAAUUAAAGUAGACAUGUUUUGU